Messenger RNA from Guillardia theta CCMP2712, 1146 nucleotides. RefSeq lists its product as hypothetical. Gene Ontology annotation, biological process: regulatory ncRNA-mediated heterochromatin formation. Gene Ontology annotation, cellular component: nuclear RNA-directed RNA polymerase complex; nucleus. Lineage: Eukaryota; Cryptophyceae; Pyrenomonadales; Geminigeraceae. The annotation marks the transcript as partial. The record is from RefSeq and is a predicted model, not a curated record. The transcript has 3 exons. Gene Ontology annotation, molecular function: zinc ion binding.
AUGCAAGGGUCCGAGCAGGAGGAGGGAGGGCCCCAAGGUACUGGGGCGGAUGUCUCAGGAGGCGGCAUACGGGUGGCAACCAUUGACAACUAUCAGGGAGAGGAGAACGACAUCAUGAUCUUGAGCCUGAAUCGAGUCAACGUGCUCCUGUCCCGCGCCAAGCACGGCAUGUACCUGAUCGGCAACAAACACACACUCAUGCACGAUGAUCGCAUGUGGACUAGGGUGAUAGAGCUCUUGUCAAGCAGAGGUUGCGUGGGAGACGGGAUUCCUAUUGUCUGUCAGAAACACCCGCAAGACAUGCGGCUCUGCAAGCAGCCCCAGGACUUCCUCCAGCUCGCACGAGAUGGCGGCUGCUCGCGGCUCUGCGAAGCUCUGCUGGACUGUGGGCACGUGUGCCCUCGGUCGUGCCAUCCUGGCGGACAUCAAGGGUUUCAGUGCCGCCAGCCUUGCUCGAGGAGGCCACGAGGGUGUCAGUUCCAGCACAGCUGCAAGAAGCUCUGCUUCCAAGAUUGCGGCAAGUGCUCGGAGGUGAUAAAGGACGUGUUGCUGCAUUGCGGUCACUCCAACUCCAUCCGGUGCUGGCAGACGGCCAAUCCGACGCGGCAGUACUGCAAGGAGGAGAGGCUGUCCAACCUCUGCGGCCACGUGUGCGGUGCUCCUUGCCAUGCCUUCUACGGCUCGAGAUGCGGAGAGGCGAAGUGCGAGGAGGAGUGCUCUCUCGCAUGCGCGCACUCCAAGUGCCGCAAGCCGUGCGGGGUCAUGUGCAAGCCGUGCAUGGAGCCCUGUGACUGGGCGUGCAAGCACGUGAAGCGAUGCUCCCUGCUCUGCUUCGCUCCCUGCGAUCGUCUGCCUUGCAACAAGAGGUGCGACAAGAACCUUGGCUGCGGUCACCCCUGCCCCAGCGUGUGCGGGGAGCCCUGCGAGCCCUACCAAAGCUUCUGCCGCCUGUGCGACCAGACUGGAGACGUCGGGAGGCUGCAGGUUGACCUCUUCACCUCCUCCAGCUUGAAGGACGCGAACCUCGAGGCGGACCCCCUCAUCUUGUUCCCCUGCCAGCAGCACGUCCUGCAGAUCAGCUCGGCGGACGCGCACAUGGAGCUGCACAAGGUCUACUCCGAGGAUGCCGAGGGAAAUUUCGUCGGG